CUUCUCAUUGUUUGUUGUUUAUUACUUUUACUAAGUCCUCUAAUAACUAUAGUGAAUGGUCGCUCAAAAAUGUCUUCAAGAUUUUAAUUUAUUGCUGGAAAGCUUGGAAGGCGUUAAACGUUGUCUUUGUUUAUUCUUUGUGGCAAUAAAUAUACUUUACAUUAAACUGUCUAAAUCAUAUGAUAUCCCAAUGUCGCUUUCUUGCACAAAACGUUGGACUGGUUUCGCACGGAAGUGAACAUUUAUUGAAUUUCUCUUCUUAGUUUUUAGAAUUUUCAACAUAGAAUAUUUGAUUAUGAUCGAUCAUCCUACGGCUGAAAGUACCUUAGCUUGUCCUCUGAUUGUGGCUCUGAUGUUUGAAAGUGCCUACCUUUCCAUAAGGAUUUUCAUAUUCACCAUAAAUUUCUCUCAUGUGGAGAAUUCCAGUAGUUCCAUGGAUGCUUUGUGGUCUUUAACUUAUUUCAUUUAUGUAAUUUGUUUGCUGUUUAAAAUAUCUGCGCUGACUGACAGCAUCGAUGAGUCUCAAGCCGUGAGAGAUGGCGAAACACUGGUUUCGGAUGGAGGAAUCUUUGAGCUUGGUUUCUUCAGUCCAGGUAUUUCGAAGAAACGAUACUUGGGAAUUUGGUAUAGGAAUAUUCCAAUCCAAACUGUUGUUUGGGUUGCAAAUAGGCGAAGCCCGGUCAAUGAUAGUUCUGGUGUGUUGAAGAUCAACAGCUCAGGCAGCGUAAUUCUAUCAGCAAGAGAUAAUAAUAGUGUGGUGUGGUCGUCAGGUUCAAGCAGGGCGCCUAAAGUUCCGAUCUUACAGCUCUUAGAUUCCGGUAAUCUUGUUCUCAGAGAUGGUAAUGCAAAUGUCUAUCUAUGGCAGAGUUUUGAUUAUCCUUCUGAUACAUUGUUGCCUGAUAUGAAAUUUGGAUGGGACUUAAGAACUUCUCUGAAUAGACGGUUAACCUCAUGGAAGAGUCCUGAUGAUCCGUCCCCGGGGGAACUAAGCACAGGAAUAGAACUUGAUGCGUAUCCCCAAGGGAUUAUGUCGAAGGGCAGCAGAAAGUAUUUCCGAGGGGGUCCGUGGAAUGGCCUGAGAUUUAGCGGUGCUCCUGAAUUGAAAAUUAAUCCGGUGUUCGAAUUUGAGUUUGUGUGGAACGAGGAAGAGGUUUAUUACACGUACCGACUGCUGAAUAAAUCUGUGAUCUCCCGGCUUGUGAUGAAUGAAACCACGUCCACACGACAGCGUUACGUUUGGGUAGAAGCAGACCAGUCGUGGAGGCUUUAUGCAUCAGUUCCUCGUGAUUAUUGUGAUAAUUAUGCUCUAUGCGGUGCUAAUGGUGUUUGCAGAAUCGGCGACUCUCCUGUUUGCCAAUGCUUAGAAGGUUUCGAGCCGAAAUCCGCGUUGAGCUGGAAUGCUAUGGACUGGACUGACGGAUGCGUGCGUAAGGAGCCUUUGAAUUGUAAUAAGGAUGAUUUCAUCAAGUUUUCGGGAUUAAAAUUGCCGGAUACCACAAAUUCUUGGGUGAACAGAACUAUGAAUCUUCGGGAGUGCAGGGAGGCAUGCUCGAAGAACUGUUCUUGCAUGGCUUUCACGAACUCGAAUAUUAGCAAACCAGGCAGCGGAUGUGUCCUGUGGUUUGGAGGUCUGAUUGAUGUUCGACAAUUUUCUGAUGGCGGGCAGGAUCUGUAUAUACGAAUGCGAGCUUCAAGUCGAGGAAACAGAUCUCUCGUAAUAGUAGCUGCAGUUGUAGUUUCCAUUGCUGCAAUCUGUGGAUUGCUUCUUGCCAUCUUCUAUCUUUUCUGGCGAAAGAAGGCGGCAAAAGGUGGAAAUGAAGAAGAAGAAGCUCUUGAUGUUGUUUCCCAUGAAGAGGAUCUUGACCUGCCGCUAUUUAGCUUGAGUACAGUUGUUCGCGCCACUGAUAAAUUUUCACUGAACAAAAAGCUCGGCGAAGGUGGCUUUGGACCUGUCUACAAGGGUUUAUUGAUGGAUGGACAAAGCAUUGCUGUGAAGAGAUUAUCGGAGAAUUCAGGCCAAGGAUUAAAUGAGUUCAUAAAUGAAGUUAAACUUAUAGCCAAACUUCAGCACAGAAAUCUGGUGAAGCUUCUUGGUUGUUGUAUUGAUGGUGCUGAGAAGAUAUUGAUUUAUGAAUACAUGCCUAAUGGAAGCUUGGAUUCGAUUAUUUUUGAUAAAACACGAGGGUCGCAAUUAGAUUGGUCAAAACGUUUAGACAUCAUCAGUGGAGUCGCUCGAGGGCUUCUCUACCUUCACCAGGAUUCGAGACUGAGAAUUAUCCACAGAGAUCUGAAAGCAAGUAAUAUCUUACUUGAUAAUGAGCUGAAUCCAAAAAUUUCCGACUUUGGCAUGGCAAGAACUUUCGGAGGGGACCCAAGGGAAGAAAAUACCCGAAGAAUUGUAGGCACAUACGGUUAUAUGGCGCCUGAAUACGCCAUCCAUGGAUUGUUUUCGGUGAAAUCUGAUGUCUUUAGCUUCGGCAUUCUUGUGUUGGAGAUUGUGAGCGGGAAGAAGAACCGAGGGUUUGAUCCUGAACAGGGCCAUAACAAUCUCAUUGGAUACGCAUGGAAAUUGUGGACGGAAGAGAGGCCAUUAGAUUUGAUCGAUCCCUUGCUGGAUGUGCAAAAUGUCGAGCACGAAAUGAUUAGGUGCAUCCACAUUACUCUGUUAUGCAUCCAGCAGAGUCCGGAGGACCGGCCUAGCAUGGCGACUGUAGUUGUGAUGCUGAAUGGAGAUAGUCUGCUGCCACAGCCGAAGCAGCCUGGUUUUUUGAUAGAUCUGUUACCUAGCGAGACAUGUUCUUCGUCAAGCAAGAAUGAACCGUGCUCGGUAAAUGAUUUUUCUAUAACGGCGCUGCAGGGGCGAUAACAGAUCGCUCGAAAGUUUGGAAAUUAUUACACAAUCUACAGCCAUACUUGAGGUAUGAACUGGUGUGUUUCUUUGAAUUGAUUCAGCAGUUUUCAUUACAUGUGUGCAAGAAGAUUUCCUGGAAGAAAAGAUCAUUCUGCUUUAACAAGUAGCCUUUCUUGGGUACAAAGUGAAGCAAAG
Messenger RNA from Andrographis paniculata, 3046 nucleotides. Its product is annotated as G-type lectin S-receptor-like serine/threonine-protein kinase At4g27290. The record is from RefSeq and is a predicted model, not a curated record. Lineage: Eukaryota; Viridiplantae; Streptophyta; Magnoliopsida; Lamiales; Acanthaceae. Gene Ontology annotation, biological process: recognition of pollen; protein phosphorylation. The transcript has 7 exons. The coding region runs from base 296 to 2866 and encodes 856 amino acids. Gene Ontology annotation, molecular function: ATP binding; protein serine/threonine kinase activity.